This is a messenger RNA of Erpetoichthys calabaricus (reedfish), 11571 nucleotides long. It is a transcript of the gene lrp5, whose product is annotated as low density lipoprotein receptor-related protein 5. Gene Ontology annotation, molecular function: Wnt receptor activity; Wnt-protein binding. NCBI's taxonomy places the organism in Eukaryota, Metazoa, Chordata, Cladistia, Polypteriformes, Polypteridae. The coding region runs from base 294 to 5141 and encodes 1615 amino acids. Gene Ontology annotation, biological process: canonical Wnt signaling pathway. The transcript has 23 exons. The record is from RefSeq and is a predicted model, not a curated record.
UGAAGUGAAAUUCGCGUGGCCGAGCUGUUCGGAGGCGCCCGAGUCCAGCCGAGCCGUGACGUCACGGCGCUUCCGCUGUCACUCGCCUGGCGUUCUCCGGCAAACAGGGAAUCAGUGCCGAGUUUACAUGGAGUAGCGCCUCCGACGCCACCACCACCACUCUUGUGGAUACAAAGUUUUCUGGCUAAAAAAACGAAGGAAUAGACUAAGGAACGUCCUGAGAAUUGCGAGCAGCGGCUAAGGGAAUAAAGGGGGAAACAACGAAAGAAAAGCGCAAAAAGAAUGGAGCCGGAAUGAAGGAGAAACCUCCACGAGAACUUGCAAUGGAGACUUUACUCGCCGGGCUGUUACUUUACAGCCAUCUCCUUCUAAUUGGCGCAUCGCCUCUCUUGCUCUUUGCAAACAGGCGAGAUGUCAGACUGGUGGAUGUUGGAGAAGCAAAGCCGGAAUCGACUGUGGUGGUCAGUGGUUUGGAGGAUGCUGCAGCAGUUGACUUUCUACACUGUGAAGGUUUAAUUUAUUGGACUGAUGUAAGCGAAGAGGCCAUCAAGCAAACAUUUUUCAACCAGUCUGGGAAUGUUCAAAAGGUGGUUGUUUCUGGCUUACAUUCUCCUGAUGGCUUGGCUUGUGACUGGCUGGGAAAAAAGCUGUACUGGACAGAUUCUGAAACCAACAGAAUAGAGGUUGCUAAUCUCAAUGGAACAAUACGAAGAGUGCUGUUUUGGCAAGAUCUGGACCAACCAAGAGCGAUCGCUUUAGAUCCGGCCCAUGGAUACAUGUACUGGACUGACUGGGGAGAAGAACCACGGAUUGAACGUGCAGGCAUGGAUGGCAGUACCCGUGAAAUUAUUGUGGAUUCAGACAUCUUCUGGCCUAAUGGUCUCACUAUAGAUCUUAAUGAGCAAAAACUGUACUGGGCAGAUGCCAAGCUGAGUUUUAUUCACAGAGCCAACUUGGAUGGUUCUUUGAGGCAAACAGUGGUUAAAGGAACAUUGACGCAUCCAUUUGCAUUAACUUUAUUCGGCGAUACUUUAUAUUGGACUGACUGGCAAACCCGUUCGAUUCAUGCCUGUGACAAGAAGACAGGGGAGAAGAGAAAGGAAAUACUCAAUGGGAUCUAUUCGCCCAUGGAUAUCCAAGUUCUGAGUUCAGAAAGGCAGCCAUACAUUCGAACACCCUGUGAAGAGAACAAUGGUGGAUGCACUCAUUUAUGUUUAUUGUCACCACAAGAGCCUUUCUAUAGCUGUGCAUGUCCGACUGGUGUCAAACUACAGGAGGAUGGGAAGACUUGCAAGUCAGGUGCUGAAGAAGUACUGCUGUUGGCUCGCAGAACAGACUUGCGUCGAAUUUCUCUUGAUUUGCCUGACUUCACAGACAUUGUUUUGAAAAUUGAUGAUAUUCGACAUGCUAUAGCAUUGGACUAUGACCCUGUAGAAGGCUACGUUUACUGGACCGAUGAUGAAAUUAAAGCUAUCAGGAGGGCCUUUAUUGACGGUAGUGGCGCUCAAACGCUGGUAACUAAUGAAGUGAACCAUCCUGAUGGAAUAGCAGUCGACUGGGUAGCACGCAACCUUUAUUGGACUGACACUGGAACAGAUCGCAUUGAGGUGACUCGGCUUAAUGGAACAUCCAGAAGAAUUUUGAUAUCUGAGAAUUUAGAUGAACCAAGAGCAAUAGUGCUUGAUCCAAUCAGAGGGUACAUGUAUUGGACAGACUGGGGAGAAAAGCCAAAGAUUGAACGUGCCAAUUUGGAUGGAAGUGACCGCAUUGUGCUUUUGAAUAGUUCUUUGGGAUGGCCCAAUGGUUUAGCUAUUGACCAUUCAGCAGGCAAGCUUUACUGGGGAGAUGCCAAAACGGACAAAAUUGAGGUUAUUAAUAUAGAUGGCACAGAAAGAAGAACAAUAUUAGAAGACAAAUUGCCUCAUAUUUUUGGGUUUACAUUACUUGGGGAUUAUAUCUACUGGACGGACUGGCAGAGAAGGAGUAUUGAAAGAGUUCAUACCAGCAAGGCUAUCAGAGAAAUUAUCAUAGAUCAACUUCCUGAUCUAAUGGGUCUGAAAGCAACAAGAGUCACAACAGUUUUUGGGACUAAUCCAUGUGCCGACAACAAUGGAGGCUGUAGCCACCUGUGCUUCCACAGGCCACAGGGCCCGAAGUGUGCUUGCCCAAUGGGUCUUGAACUGCUGAAUGACAUGAAAUCCUGCGUUGUACCUGAAGCCUUUCUUCUCUUCAGCAGCAGAGCAGAUAUUAGAAGAAUUUCUCUGGGCACAAAUCAUAAUGAUGUGGCUAUUCCCCUCACAGGAGUAAAAGAAGCGUCAGCACUUGAUUUUGAUGUUUCUGAUAACAGAAUAUAUUGGACGGAUGUUAGCUUAAAGACCAUAAGCAGGGCAUUCAUGAAUGGUAGCUCAGUGGAACAUGUGAUAGAGUUUGGACUCGAUUACCCUGAAGGGAUGGCUGUUGAUUGGAUGGGGAAGAAUCUUUACUGGGCAGACACGGGAACAAAUCGAAUUGAAGUGGCACGUCUGGAUGGUCAGUAUCGACAAGUGUUAGUAUGGAAGGACUUGGAUAAUCCUCGAUCACUGGCACUUGAUCCAGCUAAUGGUUACAUGUACUGGACCGAAUGGGGAGGAAAACCAAAGAUAGUAAGAGCUCAUAUGGACGGUGCCAAUAGCACAACAUUGGUAGAUAAAGUGGGGAGAGCAAAUGGGCUCACUAUUGAUUACACUGAUCAACGAAUCUACUGGACAGAUCUGGAUACGUGCAUGAUUGAGUCCUCUGACAUGCUCGGUCAGCAAAGGGAGGUUAUAGCUGAUGAUCUCCCCCAUCCAUUUGGACUCACCCAGUAUCGAGAUUAUAUUUAUUGGACAGACUGGAAUCUUCGUAGUAUCGAGAGAGCCGACAAGACAAAUGGGCAAAACCGCACAGUAAUUCAAGGACAUCUGGACUAUGUUAUGGAUAUUUUGGUUUUCCACUCUUCACGCCAAGAUGGCUUAAAUGAGUGUGCACAGAACAACGGGCAGUGUGCCCAUCUGUGUUUGGCUGUACCUCAGGGAUAUAAGUGUGGAUGUGCAUCACAUUACAUUUUGGAUUCCGACUCAAAGAAUUGUAGCUCUCCUUCUAGCUUCCUUCUCUUCAGCCAAAAAACUGCCAUUAGCCGCAUGGUACUGGAUGAACAGAGCCCGGAUAUUAUUCUUCCAAUUCAAGGACUGCGAAAUGUUAAAGCUAUAAGUUAUGAUCCUCUGGAUAAACUUAUUUACUGGGUGGAUGGUCGUCAAAACAUCAUUAAGAGAGCCAAGGAUGAUGGCCAGCAGCCAUUUGUUGUAGUCUCCGCAUCAAACCAGGUUCAGAAUCCUGAAAAGCAGCCUCAUGACCUGAGUAUCGAUAUUUUCAGUCGCACUGUGUACUGGACGUGUGAGGCCACUAACACGAUUAAUGUUCAUAGACUGAAUGGGAAAGCCAUUGGUGUAGUGCUUCGUAGAGAACAUGACCGUCCACGAGCAAUUGUGUUGAAUGCUGAAAGAGGGUACAUGUACUUCACUAACAUGCAAGAAAGAUCUCCUAAAAUUGAACGAGCUUCAAUGGAUGGGACAGAAAGGGAGGUUCUCUUUACCACUGGAUUGAUUAGACCUGUUGCUUUAGCAAUUGACAACAAGAUUGGAAAACUGUUUUGGGUUGAUGCAGAUCUUAAACGCAUUGAAAGCAGCGACUUGUCUGGUGCUAACAGGAUUACACUUCAGGAUUCUAACAUUCUCCAACCCAUGGGGUUAACAGUCCUUGGCGAGUAUCUUUACUGGAUUGACAGGCAGCAGCAGAUGAUUGAAUGUGUUAAUAAAGCAAAUGGUGAUAAAAGGACAAGAAUACAAGCAAGAAUCGUUCAUUUGACUGGUAUUCAUGCCGUGGAGGAAAUUGAUACCGUUGAAUUUUUAUCACACCCAUGUUCCCAUGAUAAUGGAGGCUGCUCUCACAUCUGCAUUGCAAAAGGAGAUGGAACCCCUCAUUGCUCCUGUCCUGAUCAUCUGGUAUUGUUACAGAAUCUCCUAACCUGUGGAGAACCACCAACUUGUUCCCCCGAGCAUUUUACUUGUGCCACUGGUGAAAUUGACUGUAUUCCAAUGGCUUGGCGCUGUGACGGAACAGCAGAAUGUGAAGAUAACAGCGAUGAGGCCAACUGUCCGGUGUGCUCUGCCACGCAGUUCCAGUGUGCGAAAGGCCAGUGUAUAGAGUUAAGUUUGAGGUGUAAUGGUGAAAUUGACUGCCAGGAUAAGUCUGACGAGCAGGACUGCAUUGGGGUAGAAUGUCAUCCAAACCAGUUCCGUUGUGGCACAACGCAGUGCAUCUUGUCGAAACAGCAAUGUGAUUCCUUCCCAGACUGUAGUGAUGGCUCUGAUGAGUUUUUCUGUGACUACCUUGUGCCUUCUCCAGAUGGACCACAGACUCACAGCAGUGCUAUUGGACCGGUUAUUGGCAUCAUUCUGUCGCUGUUUGUCAUGGGUGGAAUGUAUUUUGUCUGCCAGAGAGUGGUGUGUCGUCGAUACAAGGGGCCAAAUGGACCUUUUCCUCAUGAAUAUAUUAGUGGCACUCCUCAUGUGCCUCUUAAUUUUAUAGCCUCUGGCAGCUCUCAGCAUGGUACAUUCACUGGCAUCUCCUGUGGAAAAUCAAUGAUGAGUUCCAUGAGUUUGAUGGGUGGUAGUGGCAGUGGAGCCCCAUUGUAUGACAGAAAUCACGUGACAGGAGCGUCCUCUAGUAGCUCCUCUUGUACGAAGGGGACGUUCUAUCCACAGAUUUUGAACCCACCUCCUUCACCAGCAACAGACCGCUCUCUUUACAAUACGGAAAUGUUUUACUCCUCAAAUAGUCCCUCAACCACCAGAUCAUACAGACCCUACCUGAUGCGAGGCAUUGCACCACCAACAACCCCAUGCAGCACUGACGUUUGUGAUAGUGAUUAUACGACAAGUCGAUGGAAGACAAACAAGUAUUACAUUGAUUUGAACUCUGACUCGGACCCUUAUCCGCCGCCACCUACUCCCAGGAGUCAGUACAUGUCUGCGGAGGAGAGCUGUCCUCCCUCUCCAUCUACAGAACGCAGCUAUUUUCAUUUGUGCCCUCCACCUCCAUCUCCCUGUACAGACUCCUCAUGACCCUACACAGAAGGACUUUUUCUUUGGCAUUUGUAAAUAUUUUUUAAAUAUGAUCAAAUAAGAUAACUAUAUUUUAUAAAAUAUGGGCUGUAGCCAUUUUGUGGGUUGGGGUGGGUUGGUUGGGGAGCAGAGCACAAAGAAUCAGGAUGUGUGAAAUUUUGUACAGCAGAAAAAUAUUUAUAAUUUUUAAAAAUUUACUUUUUAAUUCAUUGUCACCUGUAUGACAAAUAACCUGCAUCAUAAUUUUUAAUAAACACUAUAAAGGUUUUUAAAAAAAGAAGAAAAAAACCGUAAGCAGUCACUUUGAUUUAGAAAAUUUCUGAAAUUUAUCUAUACUUUUUUUUUUUUUGAGAGCCAACAGAUUUCCCAGUGUAAACCGUCAUUAAAAUAGACUUCAUGCAUUGAAGGAUUUUAUUAUCAUGAUAAAAAAAGUUUGUGUAAUAUGUUCUCAAUUAUCUGUGCCACUAUUAAUUUUCCUUUAGCUUGUCAAAAGAAGAUUCAUGAAGGUGUAGUUAAAAUUAGAAUGAAAGAGAAAUCAUACUUAUUUGUUUUAAUACAGUAGGAAAGAAGCAGGCAAGCGAAUGUCAGAGGCCGAUGCCAGGCAGUUAAGUAAAUAGAGGUUGUAGGAAAGGAGAAAACAUUGUUUUCAAUAUUUAUGACCACUAUAAAGGCCAUGUUUUCUGUGUACAUGUAUAUGUGUGUGUGUUUGUGUAUGCCUAUGUAUACAGAUAUAUCUGUACAUCUUUUGUGUGCACAUGCACACUUUUCUGGGUUACAAGUUCAAAGUGUGUCUGUCUUUGUGUUUUAUAGAGUUUCAUUUGGGAGUAUUUAAAAUUUAUAUUUUAAUUUGAUAUCACAGCUUUAUCACAAUCAGUAUUCAGUAUCUAGUUAUAGAUAUGUGCUGUUUAACAGUCCUUUAAUCCGUAAACACACACAAUAUACUUAGGAAGUGCAAUUGCAUUAAUUACAUCUGGGUGUUCUGUUUAUUCAAUAGAAUUUAAAAACUUCUCUAUGGGUACAUUUUGCAACUUGCUAUGUGAAAAACACCAGGUUUACCUCCAGAUUAAGAUUUUUAUUUGAACCACAGAUUAUCCAGGUGCAUCGCAUAUUGAUAAAAUGUUUUUGUUUUUUUUUGACAGUUAAUAUUAACAGAACUGUAAUGUUUAGUCUAAUUUUAUUUUUUAGUCUGUAGCCAGAAUUCUUUAAAGUUUUGCAUAAUUGAGAAUGUUUUUUUUUCAGUUCUUAAUAUGUAGCUAUAAUAGUGGGAAUUUCUGCAACUUUGCAUGUGAUUCCUUUCCAUUUUCACUAAAUUAUUAAAUUUACAAGCCUUUAUUUUGCCUUUUGCUGAACAUUUGCAAUGAUAUUUAUUUUCUGGAGGAAUCUCAAAUGUCGCUGGAUAAUAAAACACAAUUUACAAGAAAUAUUCUCUACUUAAAAUAUUUAAAUUCUCUGAAAUAUCAGACUUUGAAUCAUUAUUUAAUGGACAUGUUUGGUAUUUUUCAAGUCAGCUAUUUCUUCACAAACAUGGGAUAUAUGCAUUUGUCAUGCAAAAUUGCACUCUAAAGUUAAGCAUUUUCUAUAAAUAAAAUAUAUAUAUUUCCUGCACUGCCGCUUAACAGUGUAAGAAAAGCUUGAAAAGUUACCACAUGUUUCCACUUUUCAAACCAAAACAGCUGUCAAGUAUUGAUCUGUGAGUUCCGUGUUUCCUAUGUAUAUUUGUUGACAGAAAAGAGAGAUCUGGAAAUACUGAUUUUUGUCUCCUAUUCCUUGUACUAUUUUUCUACUGGUAAGGCUGUGUUUUCUAUUCGCUUGUGUGAGUUUUCACAUAAAUGUGGAAGCGAAUCAAAACAAAACCAAUCACAUAGCACAACAAGUUUACUGCGAUUUGCUCUUUCGAGGAAGUGAAAGUUUAUUGCGCCGGAAGACUUAAGUGCCGAGCUAUUGCUCAUGUCUGGUUGUCUUUUAAAAUGGCUGAAUCUCAUAAUAUUGGUGUUUUUGUUCUAAAAUGACAUGUAUAAACUGUUUUACAAUGUGUGUGUGUGUUAUUGCAAGACGCAGAUCUUUACUCGACAACUAUCUUGGCAUGAAAAAUUGACUUAUUUGGCAGGUUUAAAACUUUUCUUCCAUGCCUCAUAGUUUGCAAUGUAAAGUGCCAGUGUGAACAAGAUAUGUUACCAAAUUUAUAGAAAACACUUUAGAACAUAAUUUUGCAGGACAAAUGCAUGUGUGUCAGGUUUGUGAAGAAAAAUACCAAACUUGUCCUUUAAGUGAUCCCUUCUCAUUUUACCUGCACUGUGUGCUGAUAACUAUUUUGUUUUUUUCUUCUCCCACAAUAAAUAAAUGAAAGUUAGAUUUUUCAAAUCUACAGUAUAUCGCAAUCUUAAAAACUCAUUUGGAAUAAGUAUGUAAAAUCUUCUUCUUUCGCUGCUCCCGUUAGGGGCUGUCACAGUGGAUCAUCAUCUUCCAUAUCUUUCUGUCCUCGUCAUCUUGUUCUGUCACACCCAUCACCUGCAUGUCCACUCUCACCACAUCCAUAAACCUUCUCUUAGGCCUUCCUCUUUUUCUCUUCCCUGGCAGCUCUAUCCUUAGCAUCCUUCUCCCAAUAUACUCGGCAUCUCUCCUCUGCACAUGUAAAAUAGUUACAAAAAAAAAAUGUUUAACUUUAAAACAUGCAUUAAAAUUUACCCAGCAGUCCGUAUCUUACACUUUUUUUUAGUAAAAUGUAUUUUUCAUGCUAUGAAGCACAAUCUUUGAUCAAGAAAUUCUGUUGCAAUAAAAUAUAAACUUGAGAACAGCGCCCUCUUGGGAGCACUGCAGGCGUAACAUGUGAUUCUAUACAUUUGUAUCACUUCUCUCUAGUAAUUUGAAACACUUUACAUAAUUUGGACUUACUAGUGAGUUGCGAUUAACUCUUUCAAAAACAUUCAUUGUCUGGUUGCCAAACUGUAUACCUUCUGUGUUGCUUUUUUAACAUAUGUUGAUUGAAACCAUGUUGUGAAACUUUGAAUACUUCUGUAGUCCCACAGUGAAUUCAUUUAGCAUCUUUGUGAUAGUAAUUUUAUUAGUGACUGGCAGAUAAGCAUCAACUAAUUACUGUAGGGAAAGCAUUAAGGCCACAGUAUGGGGUGCACACUGUACUCUUGUUUUAGGCAGCAUUGACCGUCAGUAAUGCCAAAUGAAUUCCUCUGCUUGAUUCUAGUUCUUUUGCCAGUAAAUGUGGUUAGAAACGUCUAUAAUUAUAGAAUGAGCAAAUGAUGCUCUUAUCUGUUCAGUGUAACUAUUUUAAUUUCAAAAAUAUUUAUUUUAAACCUCUCUAAGUGACAGUUUCUGCAGAUUCAGAUCUUAAUUCAUUUUGUUUUUCACCCAUACAAAGCAAAUAAGGUCCCAUAAGUGUGUGUACACGUAACCUAAUGAUUACCCAGGCAACUCACCCCUUACUGAAAACUGGUACAACAAAUAAAAUUCCAUUAAUACUGGCUUGUUCUUUAAAUUAAUUUUAAAUAGAAAUUGUGAGUUUGCAGUAAUUAAACAUUUCUACAAGCUACAGUGGAUAUCUUUUAGCUGUGUAACACUGCUGUCACUGCGAGCCCAUCAACACAUGCCUGUUAAAUAUAAUGGCUCUGUGUGAUGUGGCUCUGGUUAUGGAGCCAAGCCUUUAGUGGCUCACACUUGCUUGGAUGUUCAGUCGGGUUGAAAGGGAGGAGUGUGUAGGUCACUGACAAAAUAAAAAAUGUCUUUCUGAGGAACAAAACUACAUAAUUUGUCCAGCUUUUGGGUAAAUCAGUAAGGAAGACUACAGAAGCAGUCACUCACCAUGUACUUUUGUAAUGGAAGUUAUCAUACGGUUCUUUCAGAAGAUGAUCUGUAGUGUUUCAGUUGCCAAGUUACAGUAAAGCUAGAGAAUUUGUUGGGACAUUUUUUCGUUUUGAGUGCACACUUUUCUUUGAACCUCGUUGAACACAUUGUGAAAGACCAAACACUUAAACAGUAUAGACCAGACAGAGCGUUACUCCAUCAUAUGUAACAUGCUUAUAUGGAUGGCUUACAAUGAAAGCAGCAGCAGCAGCACAUGGGAGCCAGGGUUUAAACUUACUGACUGUAACCAUGUGUGGCUUCAGAAUAGUCGGUGCUGGCUAUCUGUGAAUAUUUAAUUUUAUAAAACCGUUGAAUUUGUUCAAGAAAACAUGAACAAUUAAGGUACUUUAAACAAUGAUAGACUUGACCACAAAGAAAUCUUUAAUGUGACUUGCACAAUAAUUGAAAUUAAAUGAAACCAGGUACAUUUUACAAAGAUUUUAAUACAGGACAGUUAAUUUUAUGAGUGUUAACUUGAAAGAGGGGGAACCAUCACAAAAGCUGCUUUAAUAAAGCUCCUCUAUUAUGUACCAACAGCAGCUGGAAGGCAAAACAGCCAUUUUGUCGUCCUGCUUUCAGUGGUCUCAUUUUCCUUUUCUACACAUGUCAAGUGAUGUUGCCUGUCAGCCCUUAAGAAACACAAAUAGAUGCCAGUGUCAGGUUUGACUUCAAAAAGUUUAAAAAAAAAAAAAAGAUUUUAAAAUGAAAUUACUGUAGUUUUGUUUCUACGAUAAUCAAUGCAACCUAUGGUGGACUAACACCAUGUCUAAAGAUUGUCCCUUCCUUAUGCCUGAUACUUGCUGGGUUAGGCUCCAGCUUUCCCAAAACCCUGCUCUGGAUAAGCGGGCUUAGAAAAUGGAGGGGUGGAUGAAUGAUAAUAAAUAAAUGUGUCCACUCUGUCUUUUUGAAUUGUUUCAUCGUUCAUACCCUUGUGACUUUUAGUGUAGUGACUUUAAACAACUUUGGGGGAAAUAAAUAAAAUUAAUGUGACCAUACAAACAAGUAGCUACUUACGGUAUUCUGUAUUUUUUUUACUAAAUAUUCCUUUUAAAAUUGUUUUAAAGUUAUUUAAUGGAAUGUACACUUACUUGCAGUUUGUUUUAAUUGUCUGUCUCUGUCUGUCUGUCUCUCUCUCUCUCUCAUAGAUAUAUAGAUAGACAGAUCUAUAUAGAUAUACAGUAUAUAGAUAUGUGUGAGAAUGUGUGUAUAUGUAUACAUAGUACAGUGUAUUAUAUAUAUAUAUAUAUAAUAUAUUAUUUUAUAUAUAUAUAUAUAUAUCCCCCGAAGCUGAUUCAAUUUUCAUCAUUAAGGUUUUGGCCGAGUUUUACAGCCGAAUGCCCUUUCUGACACUAACCCCUCUCUGUUUAUACAGGGCUUGGGACCGCCACCAAGUUGAGCUGAUUUACCCUCCCCCCUUCCAGUGGCUUGAUUUUUUUUAUAUAUAUAAUUUUCCAUACGUGUGUUACAUAUACAGUAAUUGUAUGUACAUAGCUAUACUAUUGUGCAGUAUACUAGUACUAAAAAAAAAGGAUCGGAACUACCCAAUUUUGAAAUCUGUAUUAUGUCAGCAGUAUGAAGAAUUUGAUAAUUUUGCUGUCAGGUCUUGAAGUGGACCAUCCUGGAUUUUUUUCCCCAGUGCACCUUAUUCUCAGAACCACUGGGUCGGCGGGGUUAACCUAAACUUAAUCCCCACACCCCAUUCUUUGAAGCAUCAGUUGUAUAAUAGUGGGGUCUAAACUCUAAAGGGGCCACCAUUGUAACAUGUGUAUAUAGAUGGCAGACCCGGGAGAUAGUGUGGGAGUUGGAAUUGCCUUGAACAUCAGGCUCCACAUGUGUGUGGUCCACGGGAACGAAGCAGCUGGAAGCUGUGGAGUUAUCUGUUGUUUUCUUUGGUAUUGUCUUGGUACUGGUACUGAGGUGCUAAAGCUGGUAUUGGUACCAAAGUCAAAAUGUUUGUAUUGAUUCAACUCUAAUCUGUACCUGCAUAUAUGUACAUAUAUACACACACACAUACAGUAUAUAACAAUACUUCUGAAUCUGACUCAAAUUAUUCUGUCCCUCGUUUAGAAAUGCCAAGCCAUGUUCAUUACUUGUUGGGAUGUUCUUUGUGCAUUUCAUACAUCUAUUCAGUUUUAUUCUCUUGUUCAGAUUUCAUAUGCAUUUGCUUACCAAAAGAAAGUGCUGAUGACCCUUCCCAAAAACACCUGAAUGAACUUUUCUUUGAUACGUAAAGCUGUGCCAUAGAAUUCUGUGACUACAAAUUUUAAUGUAACAAUAUUCUCCAUUUAACUGUUAAGGAAGGACAAAACCAAAGGAAAGAAAUAUCCAUUUAUUUGUGUACUGAGAGCUUUUGAGGGAAAAAUCCAGAUGUCUUUUGACUUGGAAAGCUAAAUUAAACAGGUUGGAGUUCAUUUAACUUUACACGUUGAGGUGUCACUGAAUGAUGACUGGCAAAGGAACAGAAGAGCUGGCUAAAAUGAAGGCCUGCAUGGGCACACAAGCAGAACUCGAAAAAUGCAGACUUGUGCUGCAUGUUGUCAGCUGUCCGCCCAAAGCAAUUUUUUGGGUGGAACCU